Saccoglossus kowalevskii is the source of this 4191-nucleotide messenger RNA. RefSeq names its product death-associated protein kinase 1-like. Gene Ontology annotation, cellular component: nucleus. Lineage: Eukaryota; Metazoa; Hemichordata; Enteropneusta; Harrimaniidae. The record is from RefSeq and is a predicted model, not a curated record. Gene Ontology annotation, molecular function: ATP binding; protein serine/threonine kinase activity; protein binding. Gene Ontology annotation, biological process: intracellular signal transduction; protein phosphorylation; positive regulation of apoptotic process.
GUUGAUCGUAGGUUGUGAAAAUCCCUCGAUCUCCGCUGUUUCAGCAGCACAUCGUAGAUGAUUUAGGUGAAAUUUCGGUAGAUGUAUAGGUCAAGUCAGCGCCCGAGGUGUUCGGACGUUUAGGGUAGCGUUGUAUUCGCGAAUAUGGCCACGUUGUUCAAAAAUGAACCGCUGGAAAGAUUCUAUGAUAUCGGCGAGGAGAUCGGCAGUGGCCAAUUUGCUACAGUCAAACGAGUCACCAAUAAAACCACUGCCAUUGAAUAUGCCGGGAAAUUCGUCAAAAAGAAGAAAAUGGCAUCGUCGAGACGUGGUGCUAAGAAGGAGGACAUCGUACGCGAAGUUGAAAUCCUCAGUGAAAUGAAACAUAGGAAUGUCAUAUCGCUACACGAAGUAUACGAAACUCCGACUGAAGUUGUUCUCAUUUUGGAACUAGUUUCAGGGGGAGAACUAUUUGAAUUCUUAGCAGAAAAAGACCAUGUUUGCGAGGAGGAAGCUGCCAAAUUUACAAGACAAAUGCUGGAAGGCGUGAAACAUCUACAUGAAAAAAAUAUUGUACAUCUUGAUCUAAAGCCUGAAAAUGUGAUGCUGUUAAAUAGAAACUCGCAAAACAUCAAGUUGAUUGAUUUCGGUUUAUCUCGUCGCAUAGUUGAAGGCACUGAAAUCCGCGAUAUGAUAGGAACGCCAGAGUUUGUGGCCCCUGAAGUUGUGAAUUAUGAAGCACUUGGGCUAUACACUGACAUGUGGGCUGUUGGCGUUAUUACAUACAUUCUACUAAGUGGUGCUUCCCCAUUUCUUGGUGACAAUCAGCAAGAAACUUAUGAAAACAUAGUUGCAGUAGAUUACGAGUUCGAUGACCAAUAUUUUUCAAAAACAAGUGAAUUUGCCAAAGAUUUUAUUGAGAAAUUAUUUGUUAAAGAUGCAAGAAAACGAGCAACUGUUACUGAAUGUUUGAAUCAUCCUUGGAUAAAGCCCUGUACAGAACGAGAACAAGCCAGUCGCAGGAUAUCAAUGGUCAACAUAAUGAAUUUACGCUCAUUUAAUGCAAGGAAGAAAUGGAAGCAAUCACUGCGUAUUGUUUCGUUAUGCAAUAGACUUUCUAAGAAUUACCGUCUACGAAAUAGUAUGAAUGGGAGUACAACUCAAACACUUGACCUAGAGAAAUCCAGUACGGAUCUAAUUGAUGAAGAGGAAUCUUUCGUACUCAUGGCGGUGUUUCAUGCAAUAGAAGACGGUAAUUUUGUUGGUAUCAAGGAGCUGGUGGAAUCACUAACUAGUUUUGAUCCUGACCAAAAAAAUAAGCAUGGUGAGACGGCGAUUCAUUUGGCUGCUGGUAACGGCCAUCUUGAAAUACUGCAAUACUUGAAAGAAAGAGGUGCUACCAUGAGCUUUAAAGACAAACAUGGUGACAACGCUGUGUAUUGGGCAGCGAGGCAAGGACAUUCAAAAGCUAUUAAAUAUUUACAUGAAAGUUGUGUUCCAACUAACGAACAAAACAGGUCUGGCGAGACCCCGCUCCACAUCGCCGGUCGAUACGGUCAAGCUGAUGCUGUGGAGAUGCUAUGUAGUCUAGGUGUUGACACUGACGUACAAGACAAAGACGGCGAAACUACGCUGCAUUGUGCUGCAUGGCACGGCUAUACCAGCAUAGUACAGUCUUUAUGCAAUGCCUCAUGCAAACCAAACAUACAAAACAAGGACGGUGAAACACCAUUGUUGUGUGCGGCCGUGCGAGGCCAUUUAGAAAUAGUUCAUCUUCUAACGGAAGCCGGGGCCUUGCUCGAUGAAACUGAUAAGCAUGGGCAGUGUGCAUUGCAUUUAUCUGUGCGGCGUGCUCACCAUCAUGUAGUACAAUAUUUGUGUGAUGCUAGGUGUAACUUGGAUAUCCAAGAUAAGUAUGGUGAGACUGCCUUUCAUACUGCAUGUCGAGAUGGUAACAUACAAAUCAUACAGAUGUUGUACCAAGGUGGUUGUAAUGUGGAUUUAUCAAAUAAGCAUGGUGUCACACCGUUGAUGUUAGCAGCAAGACAUGGCCAUUUGGAGGCCGUCCGAUAUCUGUGCUUUGUGGGAGCUAAUAUAGAAGCCAAGAACGAGGAUGGUUUAACAGCUGAGCAAGUCACGGUUAUCGAACAACAAGAAGAAAUUUCACAACUUUUGUCGAAGCUACGAACUGAGAAAUCAAGAGAUUUGUACGUACAACAGCUUGCGGCUACCCCAUCGUAUAUAAAUCGAGUCAAGCUUAUGCUACUUGGACAUUCGGGAACUGGUAAAACCACGCUGAUAGACACAUUAAAGUGCGGGUAUUUCAGGGGAUUGUUUCGACUCUCCAAGAGCAACCUUUCCAUGAUUGGACGAUCAUCACCCAAAAAAUACAUCAAUAAAGGAGGUCAGCGACCGGCCAGUGAGCAAAGAAGAGUUAGUUCUAAUAAUAACUCGGUGGAUUACAUAAGUACUAAAGGAAUCGAUGUACAGGUGCUAAAUAUACCAGGUUCGGGAGAGCUCAGUGUGUGGGAGUUUGGUGGACGUGAACAAUACCACACAGCGUACACUCAUUUCGUCGGGGAUCCCAGUGCCAUCUACGGCAUUGCAAUUAAUCUGGAGGACCCGUACGAGGUCAAGUACAACCAGGUGUGCUAUUGGAUGAACUUGCUGAAGUCUAGACUGCCAUUAACAGAACCAAUCGGAUAUUGCGGUAAAUUCUUGUCUCAAAUGAAAGUGAUCAUUAUUGGGACACAUGCCGAUGUUGUCAAUUGCCCGCGAACUGCGACAGGGGAAUACGUGAGUGGAGAGGGAAACGUCGUUUUGUAUCAGGUUAAGAAGAUCUACGGUAAACAGUUUGAUAUCUGCGAAAUGAUGUUUGUUGUGGACGCUCACGCUUCAUCAUCAAGAGAGAUGAAACUGUUGCGCACAUACCUCGCCAACGUAAAGAAUGCCAUUAUCAAGGCAGAAGGAUGCAUAACCUCACUGUUUGACAUUGUCUUGAGUAUGCUGCCAACAUGGAGAAAGACGUUUUCAUCAUUUCCGGUGAUGUCAUGGCAACAGUUUGUAGAAUGUGUUCAUAAACAGAUUAACCCAUUGGCUGGAGAAGGUCAUAUCAAUGAAAUCCUACAUCAGUUGCAAUGUAUGGGAGAGGUGCAAUGUUUCGAUGGCGAAGUCCUCAGGGAAGUGAUCGUCAUAGACGUCAAGUGGCUGUGUUUCAGCGUAAUUGCUCGCCUCAUCCGGACCGAACCCAGCUCUCCUACUCUGUGGGAAGAAUCCACUGAGAAUGGCAACUAUGACGUAUACGGUGGAAUUCGCAUGGAACUCGCUGACUGCAACGGUGCUUUCCCUGCGGGACUUUUUCCCCGGGUACAGUUGUGCUUGCGUCGUAACUUUCAACAAGAGAGCGACACACUUGAUAAUGAGUUAACAUUGUGGCAAUAUGGUGCUAAGUGCAUAGGUGGCAAUAUGGAAGGAUUAGUUAUAUUCGCCGAUAAUAAUGAAUCAAUAUACAUUUGCGUACGAGGGCCGAAUGAAUCGAAACAGGCAUGUUUCAUCUUCAUGGAAGACCUAAGUCAUCUCGUAGAUCAGGUUAUCGCCGAGUCGUACCCUGGUCUUCUAACAACAAAGUACAUUUUGAGUGCAGCACAACUGAAAGUGCUGAGUGAUAAAAAACCCAUCGACAAUCUUAUGAUUACUGCUUUUGGGCCGCAAGAGAUUUUCGGUGCAUUACUGGAUCAUAAAUCAGAAAUUAACAAUAGAAACGACGACUCUGUGGAGUCAUUUACAGAUUUGUUGUGUUUUACAAGUCAGACGCUUGGUUCGAGUAUUACAUUUGGUGCCGAUUUGCACCUCAGUCAUUUACAUCCCCAUACACGCCGCCAACUCAGUAUGCUGUUAGACCCUCCUGAUCCAAUGGGCCGUGAUUGGUGCCUUUUAGCGUUGUCUCUCGGCCUUGGAGAACAGCUCCCCAACUUAGAUCCAACAACUUGCGUUAGUGACGGAGAAAGCCCCACUGAUAGGAUUUUGCAAGAGUGGAGUUGCCGUGCUGACAGUACCAUUGGAAUCCUUAUUAGCAAACUUUCUGAAUUAGGCCGCCAGGAUGCUGUACAAGUCGUCAUCAAGAGUGCUCCUUUGUUUAAAUUUAUGCCAAAGCAGCACGGAAUGGAUGAUACACCGAUGAGUAAUUCAGCAAGUUCACUGGCAUCCAGAUAA